AUGCGGGAGCAGUUCCGGGAGCAAUACCACAAGAGCCCCGUGCUGUUCCCCUUUGCGAUUGGCUCCAUUGCCCUCGUAGCCGGCAUCUGCGUCUUGUACAUACCGUGGUACUACAAGAACGUCAUCAUCAAGCCCUACCACAACUUCCCCGAGCCCGUCGCAAAGAAGCUGCGCAGAGCUCUCUUCUACAGCCGCGGCCAAUGGCUCGACAUCCGCGAAGCCAACAAGCACUUCCGCCAGGCGCUGGCCCUCGCCGACGAGAUGGGCAUGGAUCCCUUCAGCGACGAGAUCAUGGGCGUCAAGUACACCAUCGCCGCCCUGUUUGAGGAUGCGGGAUACUACAGUCUGGCUAUCGAUGUGCUGGAGAUUAUGCGCAAUGAUUGCCAGAAAUGGGUCGACGAGUUCUCGGAUAGACACUGGACGAAUGGGAAUAGAAGCAGGGUGAAGAAGAACAUGGUGCAGAUCAAUCUGAAGCUGGGCCAACUUUACGAUGUGAGAUAUGUCAACGAGCCUGAGAACGGAGAGAAGAGACUGGUGGAGGCGGUUGAGAGCGCACUCAAGGAACAACAAAGACGGGAGAAGGAGGGUGUCAAGAACGGCGAGGGGCCUUGGCUCACCAACGAUGAGAUGGGCGGCGUACUCGAAGCUCUCGGAACACACUACGAACAGUUCGACUCGCACUACCUCGCCGCACCCCUCUUCGUCAAAGCCCUCCAACUCUGCCCACCCACCUCAUGCCACAGCGUCGUCCUAAUGAACAACAUAUCCACCUGCCUAGCGCAACAAACCCCGCCCACCUCCUCCAACGCAAUAACCAUGUCCCCCGCCCCCACCUCCUUCCCCGUCACAAACUCCGCCCCGCGGUCCCUCGCCAUCGACCAAGCACGGCAAUGGGCAGAACGAGCCCUCGCCCUCUCCGCCCAGAUCGAAGGACCUGAACGGAAUGAAGAGUGCGACAUGGGUUGUGCCGUCGCGACGCAUAACCUAGGCGAGUUCUUCGAAAUGGAAGGCAAGAUUGGGGAGGCGAAGAGGAAGUACGAGGAAGCGGCAAGUUUGGCGAAGAAGAUGGGGUUUAGCGAGGGGGUGUCGAAUGCGAGGGCGGGGGUGAAGAGGUGUAGGGAUGUGGAGAGGAAGGGUUGA
This is a messenger RNA of Alternaria arbusti, 1140 nucleotides long. RefSeq lists its product as uncharacterized. NCBI's taxonomy places the organism in Eukaryota, Fungi, Ascomycota, Dothideomycetes, Pleosporales, Pleosporaceae. Gene Ontology annotation, molecular function: misfolded protein binding. The record is from RefSeq and is a predicted model, not a curated record. The transcript has 3 exons. Bases 1 to 1140 code for a protein of 379 amino acids. Gene Ontology annotation, biological process: protein quality control for misfolded or incompletely synthesized proteins. Gene Ontology annotation, cellular component: i-AAA complex.